Lonchura striata (white-rumped munia) is the source of this 2988-nucleotide messenger RNA. The record is from RefSeq and is a predicted model, not a curated record. NCBI's taxonomy places the organism in Eukaryota, Metazoa, Chordata, Aves, Passeriformes, Estrildidae.
UUGUUGUGUGGCCAAAUCUGGGAGAGUGUGUGUGGGGAAGUAUUUCAGAGAGUCUCCACAGCCCAGCUCCCUGGGAGGAGGGAGAAGGUGUGGAUGGAUGGUCCAUGUGAAGUUACACUGGAGUGACCCAUUGAGGGAAGAGCAGCACUAAGCAGUGAGCCCAGGGAGAUGUCCCAGGACGGACAGACGACUCAGGAGACGGAUGUGCAGCCUGAGGAGGACACCCUUGCUGCUGCCAGGGAGAAGAAAGAAGCACCAGAGGAUGAUGCGUCACCAUCGUGUCCCCGGGCAUCUCCUUUAGACUACAGGGAGAAGGACACACAGCAUAAAGGCUCUGCCAGCAUGGUGUGGGCAGCCACACCGGGGAUGCUGUUCCUGAAGAACAAGGACAGCAGCCUUCACCCCCUUGACCUGUCCUGGGUGUUUGGCUACAACAGCAGCCUGGCUGUGCACAGCCUGAUGGACGGGGAGGACCGGGUGCUCCUGUACAUCUCCUCCCACACAGUGGUCAUCCACGAUAUCCUGCGGAACAGGCAGUUCCACCUGCAGGGCCACACCAAUGUCAUCUCCUGCCUGUGUGUGAGUGAAGACAAACGCUGGGUUGCGACUGCUGACAAAGGGCCAGAUGCUCUGAUCAUUGUGUGGGACUCCUAUUCUGGGGUACCCGUGCGCACCAUCUUCGAGAGUCAUUCCGAGGACGGGGUCUGUGCCAUUGCCAUUUCCCAAGACGCCAAGUAUUUGGUGACCAUUAGUGCUGCUGCUGUGCAGGAAGUUUGUGUUUGGAGAUGGACUUUGCCCACAGGGAAACCCAUGUGCAGCACAGAGCUGAAGCCUGAGUUUGGGUAUCAGAAUAAGCAGAAAGCAUUGCUCAGCUUGGUGCUAAUGCAAGUCUUUGAAUUUCAGGAUUAUGUCAUUUUUAACCCUCAGAAUCCCCAUGAGUUUGUCAGCAACAGCAAAACCCAGGUGAUAUUUUACCUGUGGGUAAGUAGGGACAUGGGAAGUUGCGUUUUUGGUGCCAGAAAGGAGAUGGAUGAUUCUGGUUUGCAGUACGGGGCACCAUUCCUGAGCAACCAGACCUUCAAGUGCCUGGUGGGACAGUUCAGCCAGUCGGUUUUCCAUGUUAACAACACCCAAGCUCUGACGGGCACCUCGGCCGGGAAGCUGGUGGUGUGGGACAUGGACAGUCCCCGCACGCUCCCCGAGGAGCUGCUGGCCAAACCCCACGGAGUAACAGCCACCAAGGUGGUGUCACUGCAGAAGGAGAGUCUUACCGUGCUCACAGUGUUGGAGAGCUGUGUAGUCACAGGUGAUGUGAAAGGGCAGGUUAAAUUCUACGAUGGGCAGCUGCGGCUCCUCACCAUCUACAGCCACGACAAAGUGGGUCCCAUCCAGUCCAUCUCCUUCUCCACAAUCCUUCGUGAUCGUCCCAGUGCCCUCCCAGGCAGCAGCCAGCCUUUUCUCACCAGGAACUUUAUCCUUUCAACCUCUGAUGCAACCAUGUUCCAUGUUGCAACAGACGGCACAAGCUUUGAAAGAAUCAUGACAGAGGCAAAGAAAGCUGUGAAUGCCAUUGCCUGCCACCCUCGGGAGCCACUUGUGGCUGUGGGGAGCCACUGUGGGCUGCUGAAGGUGUGGGACUACAAGCAGACCCAGUACCUCAUUAGCAGGAUAUUCACUGAGGCUGGCAUCCAGUGCUUAUCCUAUGAUCCUGAAGGUCAUUUUCUGGCUGCUGGUUUUACUGAUGGAAGCGUUUACAUCCUUGAUGCAAUUUCCCUUCAGUCCAUCUGCGAGGAAUUCCAGUUCUCGCAAGGUCCCGUGACUCACAUCAGCUUCUCUCACGAUUCCAAGUACAUCGCAACCGCUGAUGAGAAUUAUUCAGUGACUGUUUACAAGAGAGUCCUGCAAAAUGGGAGCAGAUGCUGGGAACAUCUGGCAGGGCUGGACUCCCACUACAAACCCAUCCGGAGCAUCCUCUUUGGGGUCCACUCAGACAGCAACGAGCCCAGGCUGCUGAGCCUCGGGGAGGACCGGCAGCUGGUUGAAUAUGACCUGAAGAGCAGCAUUAAGGAUCACUUGGUAGUGACACACAGGGACAGGCUGGAGCAGGUUGCAGUGCCCCUGUGCUUGACCUGGUACCCGCAGCUCAGCACUGAGUCCUUUUUCCUCACUGCCAACAACUGCUACAAAAUGAAGCUCUACAACACGACAACCAAAAUGUGCAGAAAGACCCUUUUGGGACCAACCUAUGGCUCCCCCUUGGAGAAGAUACAAAUCCUCCCUAGGACAAGCUCUGCGGACCCCCAGCAGCACUACCUGGUGUACAUUACAAAGGACAAGGUGGGCUUGCAGAUGCUGCCUGUCGAUGGCAACCCCCACAAGUCCUCAGCCUUCAUUUGCCACCCGGAUGGUGCCUCUGACUUUGCCAUCUCCCACGACGGGCGUUACAUCUUUACAGCUGGGGGGAAGGAGCGCACUUUUAUGAAAUGGAAGGUCAACCUACAUACCUUGAAUGCUGCUGCUUUCCUGGGUGGGGAGGACUUGAUCCCAUUCUACAACCUCCUGGAUGGCGGCAGAGAAGGCAAAUUCUUCAGGGAACUGGAGGACUAUUUUUACUACGUACAGCUGUGCAGCCAAGGUAUCAAAACACUGGAGACCAGACAGGUGUCAACACAUAUUGCCUUGGAGGAAAUUCCUUCUGUAAUGAGAGCAAUAGGAUUUUAUCCAUCAGAGGAAGAGAUUGAAGACAUGAUAAAUGAAGUAAAAUUCAGCAAGUAUGCAGAUACUGGAGAAGAAGUGACAAAAAUCAAUUUAGAUGAUUUUAUCAAACUUUUUAUAAAUCAUCGACCUGCACUUGGCUUGUCAAUGAAAACCAUACAACGAGCAUUUCAGGUUCUUGGUUAUGAUAACAAGAAGGGAGACAAAGUUAUCGACAGAGGAGACUUCCUAUCACUGCUUCAGUGCAGAGUCACACAGGUUCUGGAAAAGUAG